UUUCUUCCGCCAGAUCUCGCAGAUUAAGUUGCUCACCGUAUUUGGCAAGACCGUCGGUAAUCCGUUUAUUUCUGUACAAAUUGGGAGAAAUCACCCUUCACACGAGUCAAAAUGCUCGCUACAGUCAGCAAACAGCUGAGAAACCACCCAGCUCUGAUCCCCCUUUUCAUCUUCAUCGGUGGAGGCGCCACCAUGUCCAUGAUGUACCUCGCUCGUCUGGGCUUGAAAAACCCCGAUGUCUGCUGGGAUCGUAAGAACAACCCAGAGCCCUGGAACAAGAUGGCCCCGACCGAUCAGUACAAGUUUUACACAGUGAACAUGGACUACAGCAAGCUGAAGAAGCAAGGUCCUGAUUUCUAAACGUCAUAUCCGCUGGACCAAAAAAAACGCAAAGAUCAGCUGAUCCGCACAGCCUCGUUUGAACUUCCGAGGGACACGAUGCAGAAGCUAAAUCCGCACAAUGAUUCAUAUUUAAGUUCUGUCAUUGCAUCCCAUCGGCUUUUUUUGAAAGCUUGUCUCUGAUUUGUCAUUUUCGAUCGGUUGUUAAUAAAGUGAAGGAGUGUACUCUCCUCCAUACAGAGAAAAUAA
This is a messenger RNA of Thunnus maccoyii (southern bluefin tuna), 588 nucleotides long. RefSeq names its product NDUFA4 mitochondrial complex associated a (gene coxfa4a). The record is from RefSeq and is a predicted model, not a curated record. NCBI's taxonomy places the organism in Eukaryota, Metazoa, Chordata, Actinopteri, Scombriformes, Scombridae. Bases 112 to 360 code for a protein of 82 amino acids. The transcript has 4 exons.